AUGUGUGGCUUGUUGAAAGAAUUAUCACCAUCACCACCAUCAAUGACCAUGAUACGUUCCAGCAGUCCUGCCAUGUCAGAGAUCUCGGUGGGAUCACCCAGUCCUCCACCCAUGCAUAGAUCAUAUUUAUUAACAAACAACGCUAAAUUACACUACUCUCUGCAAAAUGGUUUAAAGCGUAUUAAAAAUGCACUGGAGACAUCACAGGCUGGGGAAUUUGUUGCGCCCAUGCCUCAACGGCGUAAAUCAAGUAACGAACGUGUUAAAAGUUUUUCCAUAGCGGAUAUAUUGGGGAAAAAGGAUGAAGAGGCGAAUGAAACAAAAAAUUGUGAACGGAAAGCAACACCACCACCUCAGGCAAUUAUGCUUCCCAAUGCAAAUGUUUCCGUAAUGGUUCCAAACACCCUGCCAUUACCCUUAACGGCUGUUGGUGCACCCGCAAAUCCUCUAAUAAUGUUAGAUUUACCAAAAGUCCUGCCACCAACAUGGAAUGAUCCCACUCGCCUGCCGCCUCCUGUUCAACUACCUUCAACUGUACCAGCCAUUCAUCCAUUUUUCCCACCAGCUCUGUUGCAUUAUGAACAACGUUUGGCCUGGGAUUAUCAACGACAAAUACAGGAACAUUUCCAUGCCCAGGCCCAGUUAUUGCGACAAAUGUCUUUAGAUCCAAAUAUUAUACCAUCUGAAGAUGGUUCAGAACGUGGCGGCUCACGAGAUUCUAGUUCGGGAGGUGGAAGUCAAUGUUGUUCACCUGAAGUUAAUGUGGCCAGUAGUGAUGAAGAUGAUGAAGGCGAUGGUGAGGAUGAUAAUAAUGGUAAUGGAAAACGACAAUCUCAAUUACAUGAACGGCUAUCACAAACCGAAUCGGAAGGUAGUAAUAAAAGCACAACGGAGAAAGGUGCAAAAAUGCCAAGUGAUACGCCAUUGGAUGCUUUAUUCCAGUUGUCAACGAAAAAUUUCGAUGAAGAUCAAGAUCCUGCCACCUUAAGCAUUUUUGCCACCCGGCCAAAUCCCAAAAAGAAACGCAAAAGUCGCACGGCCUUCACAAAUCAUCAGAUCUUUGAAUUGGAAAAACGUUUUCUCUAUCAGAAGUAUUUAUCGCCAGCCGAUCGUGAUGAAAUUGCUGCCGGUUUGGGUCUCUCAAAUGCUCAGGUUAUUACAUGGUUCCAAAAUAGACGUGCCAAACUAAAGCGGGACAUGGAGGAGCUCAAAAAGGAUGUUGAAAGUGUGAAACAAUUGUCAGCUCAUAAAAGUUUUUUAGAAAAUGUUAAUGAUUUAAGUAUUUUAAAGACCCGACCAGUCAGCCGACAUCACCACCAGCCGCCUCCCCACUCUCACCAGCAUUCGGAAGUCAGGCAUUCAGCAGCAGCGUUUACACAUGGCAACCUUGGUACAUCAGCAGGAACAGCAGCAACAACAUCGACGCUCACAGGAUCUAUCGUCAGUGUGCAACAGCAGCAGCCCAGUACAAUGCCAGUACUCCUUCACCCACACCUCCAACCACACAUUAUCCCAGUCAGGAACACGUGCAAUGAAACUGGAGACUCCCAACCCACAACAAUUAACGAUUCCAAUGAAGACACCAGCCAUACCGAUGCAGGACAACCACAAUCAUCAUCAUCACCACCACAUCAACCACCAACACGCAGCAUCAGCCAAAUCAACAACAGUCGAGGCUAA
Molecule: messenger RNA, 1680 nt
Organism: Musca vetustissima
Lineage: Eukaryota; Metazoa; Arthropoda; Insecta; Diptera; Muscidae
Product: retinal homeobox protein Rx
Exons: 3
Coding region: 1-1680 (559 amino acids)
Biological process (GO): regulation of DNA-templated transcription
Molecular function (GO): DNA binding; DNA-binding transcription factor activity, RNA polymerase II-specific
Source: RefSeq, a predicted model, not a curated record